AUGUCUCCAACGAAUUUCGAUUGCUUCCUUUUCCUAAUAGAAAUGCAAGAAAUUUGCUACAUUAACGGCUCCACAAUUCAUCCGCCUCAAAGCAUAGUAAUAAAUGAAGAAAAUUGCUCACCAUUUCUUAUGGCACAACCAGUCGAUCCAGAUCUAACUGCUAAACUACUUGGCCGUGGUGUGGCAGUAUCGCCAAUUGUAACAGUUGAGCCACGGCGCCGUAAAUUCCAUAAGGCUAUCACGCUGAGUAUGCCCGCACCGAAGGCACAUAGUCAGGGCAUGAUAAAUCAAUAUUCUGGCAAUACACCCACACUCCGUCUGCUUUGCUCCAUAACAGGAGGGCCGUCCCGCGCGCAAUGGGAGGAUGUGACCGGCUCUACACCAUUGACGUUCGUUAAUGAUUGUGUAUCAUUUACGACAACCGUAUCUGCUCGAUUUUGGUUAAUGGAUUGCAGGAAUAUUUCAGAGGCUACUAAAAUGGCAACCGAAUUGUACAAGGAGGUAAUACAUGUACCAUUUAUGGCUAAGUUUGUGGUAUUUGCCAAGAAAGUGGAACCUUAUGAAGCUCGUCUACGAGUUUUCUGCAUGACCGAUGACCGCGAGGACAAAACUCUCGAAAAGCAGGAACUCUUUACAGAAGUCGCCAAGAGUCGUGACGUUGAAGUGCUUGAAGGCAAGCCACAGUAUAUUGAAAUGGCUGGUAACCUAGUGCCUGUCACAAAAUCUGGAGAUCAAUUGCAAUUGCAAUUCAAAGCAUUCCGUGAGAAUCGUUUACCAUUCACGGUUCGCGUAAAGGAUCAGCAUGCCGAUAUUGUGGGUCGUACAUUGUUUAUGAAAGAGCCAAAAGUAGCCAAGGGUGAGCCACCGCAACAUCCCAUCUGUAUUUUGAAUAUUGUUUUGCCGGAUAUUGUCAUACCGGACACAACUACCGAGUUCAGCGAUAAGAUCACCACCACCUAUCGCAGCUCACUAUUUAGUUUGAGUAAACAUCAAAAUGAUCAUUACAUCGGCGAUAUACGUAUUGUGGAUUUAUCGAAUUUACUAGGCAAGGAUUGGAUUCAAUUGGCCUCUGAAAUCGGUAUUAGCACGGAAGAGAUUGAUGAGAUCAUAAAUCAAAAUACUGAUAGUAUUGCGCGGCAAGCCCAAAGCAUGAUUCGUCUUUUUAAGGAUAAGCCAAAUUACGAUAUACACGCCUUAGAAGUAGCGCUCAAAAAUAUUGGGCGUGAUGAUAUUAUGAAAAAAUGUAAAAGUGGACGGCUUUCCCACUCGCGUGAUUUUGAUGAAACUGACAUUAUGAAGAACUCGGAGUCUGUUGAGGAGCUGGUGCGGCAAGAGAGUAAACGAAUCCAACAGAUCCAUGAUCACGAAGAAGUUAAAUACUCGGCCGAAGAAAAAGAAGUUGAAGAAUCUGAAUCAGAUGAGGAAAUUACGAAACGCACAGUAGCGGAACGGCGAGAGAAGAUCGUGAAACGCCUCUCUAUUGAACGACAGAUUCCUGCUUCAUCACAAAAGAAAGAAAUUACACGUGAAAUUUCGGAAAUUAAACGUAAAAGUCUUAUUGAGGACAAAAAGGCUAUUCAUGAAUCGGAAAUCAUGAUGCAAUUGCCCACAGAUAAUAUCGUUAAGUCCACUGUCGCUCCAGAUCAAGUAAUGAAAAUGAAAAUGGGUAAAAUGGAUUCCACCGAAAUAAGUAAAAGUGAAUUUGAUAAGGAACUGACGCACAAAUUGAAAACUUCUGGGCGCAGCUCAGAAGAGGAGGACUCUGUAACAGAAUACAAGCAGGUCCAGAAUGAUGAAAAUUUGAAACUAAUACAAGAUAUUAGCGCUGUCGAGAAGCUCAAGCUCCUGCAAGAGUCAACCAUAACUUCAGAACAAGAAAAAACAAAACAAUUGACUGAAGAUUUUCUAAAUGUUGAGAAGCAAACUCAACUUCCAGUCGAUAUUACCAUCAGCGAGAAGUUUGUUGAAGAAGUGAAAGAAAAGGAAAUGAAAGGCACAGAAACUUUAGAGAAAUCCACACCGCUUACAGAGAGGGUGAGCACAGAAAGUAAAACGUAUACAAUCACGGAAACUAUUGAAACGGUGAAAGAGGAAAAAAUAAAGGGCAGCUCAAUUGAAGACAAAAUCGCUGACUUUGAAGCCAGAGGAGUUACCUAUGAUAUGAAAUCAGUGAUACCAAAAGAUAUGAAAAAACAUGACGAUGGACCAACAGAUGACAGCUAUCUAGCACACGAAAAACCAGUUAGGUCUUUUGAAAAAACACUUACCGAAGACUUUUUAAGUGUGGAGCAAAAAUCUCAAUUGCCGGCCGGCAUCGAAACUACUACCGACUACAAAGUUGUACAAGAAACUACUCGUCCAGUUGCCGAGAAGAGGACAUCUCUCGAUGAAAAAGUGCCAGAGCCAAAGACACGGUCAUCUACAGAAGAGGCUUCGAAAACCACAACAUCAAAGGAUAAGAAGAGUCCCGUCGAAUCAAUCAGUACAACUACUGAAGCUACGAUAAAGUUCGACAAAGUGGUUGUAGAAGAUAACGAAGCCGCAUUAAUCGAAACAAAACAGCUAACGCAUGAAUUUUUGAGCAUGGAACAGAAGUCUCAGAAAGAAAUGAAGAAGAGUGUGAAUGAACUUGUAACAAGUACCGCAGAAGUGAUGGAAACAGCAGCAGAAAUCUUUGAAACCACAGAGCAACUAGAGGAGUCAACGAAAGAUAUCGAGUUCACAAGAGCUCAAUUAAAAGAAGCAGCUGAAAAACAUGAUGUACCGAAAACUACAAGAGAUCUCACAGAUACUACAAAGGUGCUAGAAGAUGAACUGAAUACUAAAUUGUCGGAAAAAGUUUUGGAAACCAAAGAAAUCGCAAAGAAACUAGAGAGUGAGUCAAAAACUGAAGUAUGGAAGACCGUAGCCGAUACAGAUAUACAUCAAACUAAGGAGAAAGUGGAAUUUAAAAUGAAAGCUGACGUGCAUAAGACGACCGAGGACCUUGAAGAAUUCGACAAAAGGGUGGAUAGUGUAAAGGAGUUAGAAAAGGAGUUGGAAAAGGAAGUAAAAACAACAACUGAUGAUGUUAUAGAUGCUACAAAGAAACUCGAUGUAUUCAGAGAUGUUGACACGGAGAAGAAAACUGAUAAAACAUUUAUGAAAGAAACAACUUCCUUUCCAGCUAAAGAGUUAAUUAGUGACGCUUCAAGUUCAUCAGAUUUAAAACUUGAUAGUUUAGAAAUAAGUGAAAAAAAGAUUUUUCCAACUCACGAAGCCACUAAACCAAGCGACACGUUGUCAACUGUAAGCACCAAACAAUUAACAGCAGAUUUCUUGGCAAUGGAACAGCAAGUGCAAUUUCAAAUAUCAGGAGAACCAGAAGAACAAGUCGAAAAACAGGAACUCUUCAAAUCUGCCACACAUACUGUUGUGCCUUCAGUUUUGAGCUCUACAGUUGUUCCAAUCAUUCCCUCUGGCGUGGAUGCUGAACAAUCCUCUACAGUCGUAGAUUUACAAAAAUCAACAACUGAUGUGUCUAAAGAAAUUGAGAAAUUAGUAGACACUGAAACUACUGAAGUAAAAAGCGCUAUGAGUGAUCUGAUUAAAACAACGAGCGUUAUUAUGACUACCGUACCAAAACUUGGAACUGAGCAGGAUAUUAAAUCAUUAGAAGAAAGUCUUAAAGAAAGCAAAGCUGACGUUAAGUCUUUGUUGGCUGAAUCAACUACGAAAGAACCUAAGAAAGAAGUCACACCAGGAGCAACUCUAAUCGAUUUUGAACCAGACAUUAUAGUAGAUGAGAAAACAACUACACUCAAGAUGAGUUCAGCAGUAACGGACACGGUCAAAGAAGAGAGCAUAAAACUUGUAGAAUCUGUUAAAAAGCUCGAAGAAACUAUAAAAGUAGUCGAUAAAUUACAGGAUGAUGGCAUUGAGAUAGCCGCGCCCAUAAACGAGACCGACAAAGUAUCUGCAGUAGGUGUGAGGAAGCUAACUGAAGACUUUCUCACCAUAGAGCAAACUACACAACUCACAACAAGCACAAAACCUAUCAAAGAAACAAUUAUAACGGAUAGCUAUGGAAAAACAACUACACUACCCAUGCAAGAAAUGCCGCAAACGGCAGCAGAGGCUAUAAGCAGCACUAGCUUAAGUGAGGAAAUUAACAAAAUCGUAACCGAGGCGGCAACAAAAAUAGAUACAAUUAAAAUAACAGAUGACUUCUUAGCCACAGAACAGCAAACACAGCUGCCGAUUGUUAAGCCGUUAGUAGCUGACACUGGAACUGGCCUCAAGGCUGGCGAUGAUUUGGCUGCACCUGCACCUUUUGAACCACGAAAAUCUAUAACCCUCACAGACGCUGAAUUCUGCAAGUCAGUUGAGGAAACAAUUACAAAGAAGAUGAGUGCGGGACAAAUUGAAAUAAACGAUGAGCUCAAAACGCAUACGAGCGACAUUCCACAUUCGCAAACCCCACCACCUACACCAAUUGAAAUUAGAAGGCAAGACGGAGAAUCACCGCCUGGCACUACUUCCGAUAAGAAAAAUCAUCUAACUGAUACUGUGAUCACUUUACAUAAGACCACAGAAUCAACAUUCGAACGUGUUUCGGGAAUUUCAAAAAUCGAGCACUUCAGCAUUCAAAAUGUUAAAUCUAGUAGCUUUGCCAAGAUUACUGAAGCUAGAAAGUCGCCCGAAACGAACGAUGUACCUACGAGAGCAGCUAAAGAAGAAGUAGAACGCCUUAGCGACACUACCUCAUUUUCAGAAAUGAGUGGUGGUAGUCAAAUUAAGACAACUAUUACAACUGCUGUAACUAGAACAGAAAUGGCGGAAAGGCACGAUACUGCAUUCGACAAACCGCCAAAAACAGCUAAGCAUACACCAGCUGAAUAUGCAACUGAAGUGGCUAAAGAUGAUGAUGAGUCGAAUUUAAAACUGUUAGAGGGUCGAGGUGAUGUUAAGCGAAAGAUUAUGCAAUUAGAAAACACUAAACACAGCGCGGUGGCACCUGCUAUUGACAAACACAAAUCAUUGACAGAGAUGGGAGAAAAAGUUCCAGCCGUUAAAGCGGUUGUAAAAGAUUUCGAAGACAAAUUUCAUGAUUAUGCAUUGGAAGCACUACCAUUCAAGGUGAAACCACGUGAAUCUGUGCCUGCUCCCUCAUCGGCUAAAGUGGAUGAAAAUGCUAUGGAGAAGCAAAUAUUGACGGACUUUGAUCUGGCGUUGGAAAAACUCGUAUCACAUGAGCCAACAGCGCAAGAAUUAAAAUUAUCGCCAGUUGAGGCCAUAGAGAAUAGAUUAACUGAUGAUAGUUUGCCUAAGGAAGAAAUUUGUGAAAAAGUGUGCUUAAAGCGCAAAAUGUUUGAAGUAGCUAGGGAUGAAGGUGAUAAAAUGCACACAGAAACUAUCAAACCAAUCUCUGUUGAAUCACAUGUAAAAGAUAAAGGUCAUGUUGCUGAAAUUGUGGUAGAUUCUGAUUUAGACAAAGUUGCUAUUCCGCCAAUGGAGUUGAAGAAAGAAAGUGAUGGUGAAUUUCCCGAAAAAUUACCAAACGUUAAGAAUGUUGUUAAAACAUUUGAGGACCGAGUAGCACUUUCGUCUCUCGAAAGCUCACCGUUCCCUUUGCGUAAACGUUAUGUAAGCGAUGAGACAGAGGAAAAAUUGCAUAGUACUUUGCCACUAGACCAAGUGUCAGCAGUUUCUGCAGCAUUUAUUGACAAACAAAGUAGUCCGCAGAUAUCCGAAGAUAGUUUUAGGCGAGCUACAAGCAAUUUUGAUCGAAGUAUAGACAAUUAUAAUCAACAAAAAAUGUUAGCAAGUGCAAGCCAAGAAGAUAAACUAAACCUCCAACAAGCAGAGAGGCUAAAAGACAAUAAGGAGCCGCUAAUUACUAAGAUCUCACAUGAUUUUAUUACGGCAAAGAGUCCAAUAGAAAUGAAAGAUAAUGCAAAUAUAUGUGAUAAAAAAGAAUUUCCAAGUGAAGGAAAUAUUGUGAUAGACAAUUUAAGCUUCCCAAUGACAAGCAGAGAAAAGAUUGAUUUAGCUGUAGAGCAGACAACUGAAAGAAGUUUGAAUAUUUUUAGGGAGUACGAAAAUAAAAUACACGAACAUGAACACAAAGGGGAAAUAUGUAAAGCAGAAGAGAUGCACCAAACAAAACACUUAGAAAAUAUUUUGCACACAACAAUUAGCGCCCAGAAAGAGACUGAUAUAGAAGCCGAAGAGUCAACUUGCAUAGCAAGUGAACACACUAAGUCUAUAAACAUUCUUAAAGAAGAACUAGUUUCCAAAGGGGAAACCACUCUUGUUUCAAUAUGCAAACAAAACGGUCAUUUAAAAUCUGCUCAUCCUGCUAAUACAAAUCGAGUCGACUUAGAAACUUUUAGCGUACCAAUUGUGCCUUUACACAAACCUGCUCCAACUAAUCGUACCAGCGAAGAACUAACAGGAGAAAACUUUCAUACCCCAAUCACUUCAUUUAAAAAAGACUGCAUAAAAACUUACCAACAAACUUCCGAGUACGUUGAAAAGACUACUAAAGAAACAUAUUUUUUUAACACAUCUGAGGCGAAACUGACAGCUUCAGGACAAACAGAAGUGGCACGAACAACACACGAACAAAGCGCGGAAGUUACAACAGAUAUUAUAACCGAACAACUUUUUUCAAAACCAGAAGAAAAACUGAAAUGCCCACUUGACACAACUAAACAUAUUCCACAAACAUACGCUCACCCUUGUAAAGAAGCAAUCCACCAAUCAAUGAUUCCUGACGUCCAACCAGUUGUGCCUCAAAAGUCAUCAGUUACAAAACUACAAGAAACAGUUAUUAAAGAUAUGCAACCAAUUUCGGAACUAGAGGACAAAACAAAAACUCCGCUUGUCGUGACUAAACCUAUUCAGCACACAUUCUCCUCUUACGAAUCUCACGCAGAAUACGACAAAUCAAAGGCCACUGACGUGAAACCAGUUUUGCCCCUGUUACCAUCAGUUGCUAAGCCAGAAGAGAAAGUUAUCAAAGAUAUGCAACCUAUUUCAAAACCAGAGGACAAACCCAAAUCUCCUCUUGCCGUGACUAGACCUAUUCCAAGUACAUUCUCUUCUGACGAAUCUGACGAAGAGUUCGAUAAACCGAAGGUCACUAACGUGAAACCAGUCUCGUCCCUGAUUCCUUCAGUUGACAAGCCAGGAGAGAAAGUUAUCAAAGAUAUGCAUCCUAUUUCAAAACCAGAGGACAAACCCAAAUCUCCACUUGACGUAAGUAGACCUAUUCCAAGUACAUUCUCUUCUGACGGAUCUGACGAAGAAUUCGAUAAACCGAAGGUCACUGACGUGAAACCAGUUUCGCCCCUGAUUCCAUCAGUUGCCAAGCCAGAAGAGAAAGUUAUCAAAGAUAUGCAACCUCUUUCAAAACCAGAGGACAAAUCCAAACCUCGACUUGACGUAACUAGACUUAUUCCAAGUAAAUUCUCUUCUGACGAAUCUGACGAAGAAUUCCAUAAACCCAAGGACACUGCCGCGAAACCUGUUGUGCCCUUGAUCCCAUUAGUUGUCAAGCCAGAAGAAAAAGUUAUCAAAGAUAUACAACCUAUUUCAAAACCAGAGGUCCAACCCAAAUCUCCACUUGACGUAAUUAGACCUAUUCCAAGUACAUUCUCUUCUGACGAAUCUGACGAAGAAUUCGACAAACCGAAGCUCACUGACGUGAAACCAGUUUCGCCCCUGAUUCCAUCAAUUGACAAGCCAGAAGAGAAAGUUAUCAAAGAUAUACAACCUUUUUCAAAACCAGAGGUCCAACCCAAAUCUGCACUUGACGUAAGUAGACCUAUUCCAAGUACAUUCUCUUCUGACGGAUCUGACGAAGAAUUCGAUAAACCGAAGGUCACUGACGUGAAACCAGUUUCGCCCCUGAUUCCAUCAGUUGCCAAGCCAGAAGAGAAAGUUAUCAAAGAUAUGCAACCACUUUCAAAACCAGAGGACAAAUCCAAACCUCGACUUGACGUAACUAGACUUAUUCCAAGUAUAUUCUCUUCUGACGAAUCUGACGAAGAACUGGAAAACCCGAAGGUCACUGUCGCAAAGCCAGUUAUGCCCUUGAAGCCAUCAGUAGAAAAGUCAGAAGAGAAAGUUAUCAAAGAUAUACAACCUUUUUCAAAACCAGAGAGCCAACCCAAAUCUCCACUUCACGUAACUAGACCUAUUCCAAGUACAUUCUCUUCGUACAAAUCUGACGAAGAAUUCGAUAAACCGAAGCUCACUGACGUGAAAUUAGUUUCGCCCCUGAUUCCAUCAGUUGCCAAGAGGGAAGAAAAAGUUAUCAAAGAUAUGCAACCUAUUUCAAAACCAGAGGCUAAACCCAAAUCUCCACUUGACGUAACUAGACCUAUUCCAAGUACAUUCUCUUCUGACGAAUCUGACGAAGAAUUCGACAAACCGAAGGUCACUGACGUCAAACCAGUUUCGCCCCUGAUUCCAUCAAUUGACAAGCCAGAAGAGAAAGUUAUCAAAGAUAUACAACCUCUUUCAAAACCAGAGGUCCAACCCAAAUCUCCACUUGACGUAAUUAGACCUAUUCCAAGCACAUUCUCUUCGUACGAAUCUGACGAAGAAUUCGACAAACCGAAGCUAACUGACGUGAAAAUAGUUUCGCCCCUGAUUCCAUCAGUUGCCAAGCCGGAAGAGAAAGUUAUCAAAGAUAUGCAACCUAUUUCUAAACCAGAGGAAGAAUUCGAUAAACCGAAGGUCACUGACAUCAAACCAGUUUCGCCCCUGAUUCCAUCAGUUGCCAAGCCAGAAGAGAAAGUUAUCAAAGAUAUGCAACCUAUUUCCAAACCAGAGGACAAACCUAAAUCUCCACUUGACGUAACUAGGCCUAUUCCAAGUACAUUCUCUUCUGACGAAUCUGACGAAGAAUUUGAUAAACCCAAGGACACUGACGUGAAACCAGUUUCGCCCCUGAUUCCAUCAGUUGCUAAGCCGGAAGAGAAAGUUAUCAAAGAUAUGCAACCUAUUUCAAAACCAGAGGACAAACCCAAAUCUCCACUUCACGUAACUAGACCUAUUCCAAAUAUAUUCUCUUCUGACGAAUCUGACGAAGAAUUCGAUAAACCCAAGGACACUGUCGCGAAACCUCUUAUGCCCUUGAUCCCAUCAGUUGUCAAGCCUGAAGAAAAAGUUAUCAAAGAUAUACAACCUAUUUCAAAACCAGAGGAGAAACCUAAAUCUCCACUUGACGUAACUAGACCUAUUCCAAGUACAUUCUCUUCUGACGAAUCUGACGAAGAAUUCGACAAACCGAAGCUAACUGACGUGAAAAUAGUUUCGCCCCUGAUUCCAUCAGUUGCCAAGCCGGAAGAGAAAGUUAUCAAAGAUAUGCAACCUAUUUCUAAACCAGAGGAAGAAUUCGAUAAACCGAAGGUCACUGACAGCAAACCAGUUUCGCCCCUGAUUCCAUCAGUUGCUAAGCCAGAAGAGAAAGUUAUCAAAGAUAUACAACCUAUUUCAAAACCAGAGGACAAACCCAAAUCUCCACUUGCCGUAACUAGACCUAUUCCAAGUACAUUCUCUUCUUACGAAUCUGAGGAAGAAUUCGAUAAACCGAAGGUCACUGACGUGAAACCAGUUUCGCCCCUGAUUCCAUCAGUUGCAAGGCCAGAAGAGAAAGUUAUCAAAGAUAUACAACCUAUUUCAAAACCAGAGGACGAACCCAAAUCUCCACUUGACGUAACUAGACACAUUCCAAGUACAUUCUCUUCCGACGAAUCUGAGGAAGAAUUCGAUAAACCGAAGGUCACUGACGUGAAACCAGUUUCGCCCCUGAUUCUAUCAGUUGUUAAGCCAGAAGAAAAAGUUAUCAAAGAUAUACAACCUAUUUCAAAACCAGAGGACAAACCUAAAUCUCCACUUGACGUAACUAGACCUAUUCCAAGUACAUUCUCUUCUGACGAGUCUGAGGAAGAAUUCGAUAAACCGAAGGUCACUGACGUGAAACCAGUUUCGCCCCUGAUUCCAUCAGUUGCCAAGCCAGAAGAGAAAGUUAUCAAAGAUAUGCAACCUAUUUCAAAACCAGAGGACAAACCCAAAUCUCCACUUGACGUAACUAGACACAUUCCAAGCACAUUCUCUUCCGACGAAUCUGAGGAAGAAUUCGAUAAACCGAAGGUCACUGACGUGAAACCAGUUUCGCCCCUGAUUCUAUCAGUUGUUAAGCCAGAAGAAAAAGUUAUCAAAGGUAUACAACCUAUUUCAAAACCAGAGGACAAAACUAAAUCUCCACUUGACGUAACUAGACCUAUUCCAAGUACAUUCUCUUCUGACGAAUCUGACGAAGAAUUCGAUAAACCGAAGGUCACUGACGUGAAAGAAAUUUCGCCCCUGAUACCAUCAGUUGCUAAGCCAGAAGAGAAAGUUAUCAAAGAUAUGCAACCUAUUUUAAAACCAGAGGACAAACCUAAAUCUCCACUUGACGUAACUAGACCUAUUCCAAGUACAUUCUCUUCGGACGAAUCUGACGAAGAAUUCGAUAAACCCAAGGACACUGCCGCGAAACCUGUUAUGCCCUUGAUCCCAUCAGUUGUCAAGCCAGAAGAAAAAGUUAUCAAAGAUAUACAACCUAUUUCAAAACCAGAGGACAAACCUAAAUCUCCACUUGACGUAACUAGACCUAUUCCAAGUACAUUCUCUUCUGACGAAUCUGAGGAAGAAUUCGAUAAACCGAAAGUAACUGACGUGAAACCAGUUUCGCCCCUGAUUCCAUCAGUUGUCAAGCCAGAAGAAAAAGUUAUCAAAGAUAUACAACCUAUUUCAAAACCAGAGGACAAACCUAAGCCUACACUUGACGUUACUAGACCUAUUCCAAGUACAUUCUUUUCUGACGAAUCUGACGAAGAAUUCGAUAAACCGAAGGUAACUGACGUGAAACCAGUUUCGCCCCUGAUUCCAUCAGUUGCCAAGCCAGAAGAAAAAGUUAUCAAAGGUAUACAACCUAUUUCAAAACCAGAGGACAAACCUAAGCCUACACUUGACGUUACUAGACACAUUCCAAGACCAUUCUUUUCUGACGAAUCUGACGAAGAAUUCGAUAAACCGAACGUAACUGACGUGAAACCAGUUUCGCCCCUGAUUCCAUCAGUUGCCAAGCCAGAAGAAAAAGUUAUCAAAGGUAUACAACCUAUUUCAAAACCAGAGGACAAACCUAAGUCUCCACUUGACGUAACUAGACCUAUUCCAAGUACAUUCUCUUCUGACGAAUCUGACGAAGAAUUCGAUAAACCCAAUGACACUGCCGCGAAACCUCUUAUGCCCUUGAUCCCAUCAGUUGUCAAGCCAGAAGAAGAAGUUAUCAAAGAUAUACAACCUAUUUCAAAACCAGAGGACAAACCUAAAUCUCCACUUGACGUAACUAGACCUAUUUCAAGUACAUUCUCUUCUGACGAAUCUGAGGAAGAAUUCGAUAAACCGAAAGUCACUGACGUGAAACCAGUUUCGCCCCUGAUUCCAUCAGUUGUCAAGCCAGAAGAAAAAGUUAUCAAAGAUAUACAACCUAUUUCAAAACCAGAGGACAAACCUAAGCCUACACUUGACGUUACUAGACCUAUUCCAAGUACAUUCUUUUCUGACGAAUCUGACGAAGAAUUCGAUAAACCGAAGGUAACUGACGUGAAACCAGUUUCGCCCCUGAUUCCAUCAGUUGCCAAGCCAGAAGAAAAAGUUAUCAAAGGUAUACAACCUAUUUCAAAACCAGAGGACAAACCUAAGCCUACACUUGACGUUACUAGACACAUUCCAAGACCAUUCUUUUCUGACGAAUCUGACGAAGAAUUCGAUAAACCGAACGUAACUGACGUGAAACCAGUUUCGCCCCUGAUUCCAUCAGUUGCCAAGCCAGAAGAAAAAGUUAUCAAAGGUAUACAACCUAUUUCAAAACCAGAGGACAAACCUAAGCCUACACUUGACGUUACUAGACACAUUCCAAGACCAUUCUCUUCUGACGAAUCUGACGAAGAAUUCGAUAAACCCAAUGACACUGCCGCGAAACCUCUUAUGCCCUUGAUCCCAUCAGUUGUCAAGCCAGAAGAAGAAGUUAUCAAAGAUAUACAACCUAUUUCAAAACCAGAGGACAAACCUAAAUCUCCACUUGACUUAACUAGACCUAUUCCAAGUACAUUCUCUUCUGACGAAUCUGAGGAAGAAUUCGAUAAACCGAUGGUCACUGACGUGAAACCAGUUUCGCCCCUGAUUCCAUCAGUUGCCAACGCAGAAGAGAAAGUUAUCAAAGAUGUGCAACCUAUUUCUAAACCAGAGGACAAACCCAAAUCUCCACUUGACGUAACUAGACCUAUUCCAAGUACAUUCUCUUCUGACGAAUCUGACGAAGAAUUCGAUAAACCCAAAGACACUGUCGCGAAACCUGUUAUGACCUUGGUCCCAUCAGUUGUCAAGCCAGAAGAAAAAGUUAUCAAAGAUAUACAACCUAUUUCAAAACCAGAGGAGAAACCUAAAUCUCCACUUGACGUAACUAGACCUAUUCCAAGUACAUUCUCUUCUGACGAAUCUGACGAAGAAUUCGAUAAACCGAAGGUCACUGACGUGAAACCAGUUUCGCCCCUGACUUCAUCAGUUGCCAAGCCAGAAGAGAAAGUUAUCACAAAUAUACAACCCAUUUCAAAACCAGAGGACAAACCUAAAUCUCCACAUGACGUAACUAGAACUAUUCCAAGUACAUUCUCUUCUGACGAAUCUGACGAAGAAUUCGAUAAACCCAAGGACACUGCCGCGAAACCUGUUAUGCCCUUGAUCCCAUCAGUUGUCAAGCCAGAAGAAAAAGUUAUCAAAGAUAUACAACCUAUUUCAAAACCAGAGGACAAAGCUAAAUCUCCACUUGACGUAACUAGAAUUAUUCCAAGUACAUUCUCUUCUGACGAAUCUGACGAAGAAUUCGAUAAACCCAAGGACACUGUCGUGAAACCUGUUAUGCCCUUCAUCCCAUCAGUUGUCAAGCCAGAAGAAAAAGUUAUCAAAGAUAUACAACCUAUUUCAAAACCAGAGGACAAACCCAAAUCUCCACUUGACGUAACUAGACCUAUUCCAAGUACAUUCUCUUCUGACGAAUCUGACGAAGAAUUCGAUAAACACAGGGGCAGUGCCGCGAAACCUGUUAUGCCCUUGAUCCCAUCAGUUGUCAAGCCAGAAGAAAAAGUUAUCAAAGAUAUACAACCUCUUUCAAAACCAAAGGACAAACCCAAAUCUCCACUUGACGUAACUAGACCUAUUCCAAGUACAUUCUCUUCUGACGAAUCUGACAAAGAAUUCGAUAAACCGAAGGUCACUGACGUGAAACCAGUUUCGCCCGUGAUUCCAUCAGUUGUUAGGCCAGAAGAAAAAGUUAUCAAAUAUAUACAACCUAUUUCAAGACCAGAGGACAAACCCAUAUCUCCACUUGACGUAACUACAACUAUUCCAAGUAAAUUCUCUUCUGACGAAUCUUACGAAGAAUUCAAUAAACACAAGGGCACUGCCGCGAAACCUGUUAUGCCCUUGAUCCCAUCAGUUGUCAAGCCAGAAGAAACAGUUAUCAAAGAUAUACAACCUAUUUCAAAACCAGAGGGCAAACCUAAAUCUCAACUUGACGUAACUAGACCUAUUCCAAGUACAUUCUCUUCGGACGAAUCUGACGAAGAAUUCGAUAAACCCAAGGACACUGCCGCGAAACCUGUUAUGCCCUUGAUCCCAUCAGUUGUCAAGCCAGAAGAAAAAGUUAUCAAAGAGAUGCAACCUAUUUCAAAACCAGAGGAGAAACCUAAAUCUCCACUUGACGUAACUAGACCUAUUCGAAGUACAUUCUCUUCUGACGAAUCUGACGAAGAAUUCGAUAAACCGAAGGUCACUGACGUGAAACCAGUUUCGCCCCUGAUUCCAUCAGUUGCCAAGCCAGAAGAGAAAGUUAUCAAAGAUAUGCAACCUAUUUCAAAACCAGAGGACAAACCUAAAUCUCCACUUGACGUAACUAGACCUAUUCCAAGUACAUUCUUUUCUGACGAAUCUGAGGAAGAAUUCGAUAAACCGAAGGUCUCUGACGUCAAACCAGUUUCGCCCCUGAUUCCAUCAGUUGCCAUGCCAGAAGGAAAAGUUAUCAAAGAUAUACAACCUAUUUCAAAACCAGAGGACAAACCUAAAUCUCAACUUGACGUUACUAGACCUAUUCCAAGUACAUUCUCUUCUGACGAAUCUGCCGAAGAAUUCGAUAAACCCAAGGACACUGCCGCGAAACCUGUUAUGCCCUUGAUCCCAUCAGUUGUCAAGCCAGAAGAAAAAGUUAUCAAAGAUAUGCAACCUAUUUCAAAACCAGAGGACAAACCUAAAUCUCCACUUGACGUAACUAGACCUAUUCGAAGUACAUUCUCUUCUGACGAAUCUGACGAAGAAUUCGAUAAACCGAAGGUCACUGACGUGAAACCAGUUUCGCCCCUGAUUCCAUCAGUUGCCAAGCCAGAAGAGAAAGUUAUCAAAGAUAUGCAACCUAUUUCAAAACCAGAGGACAAACCUAAAUCUCCACUUGACGUAACUAGACCUAUUCCAAGUACAUUCUUUUCUGACGAAUCUGAGGAAGAAUUCGAUAAACCGAAGGUCUCUGACGUCAAACCAGUUUCGCCCCUGAUUCCAUCAGUUGCCAUGCCAGAAGGAAAAGUUAUCAAAGAUAUACAACCUAUUUCAAAACCAGAGGACAAACCUAAAUCUCAACUUGACGUUACUAGACCUAUUCCAAGUACAUUCUCUUCUGACGAAUCUGCCGAAGAAUUCGAUAAACCCAAGGACACUGCCGCGAAACCUGUUAUGCCCUUGAUCCCAUCAGUUGUCAAGCCAGAAGAAAAAGUUAUCAAAGAUAUGCAACCUAUUUCAAAACCAGAGGACAAACCUAAAUCUCCACUUGACUUAACUAGACCUAUUCCAAGUACAUUCUCUUCUGACGAAUCUGAGGAAGAAUUCGAUAAACCGAUGGUCACUGACGUGAAACCAGUUUCGCCCCUGAUUCCAUCAGUUGCCAACCCAGAAGAGAAAGUUAUCAAAGAUGUGCAACCUAUUUCAAAACCAGAGGACAAACCUAAAUCUCCACUUGACGUAACUAGACCUAUUCCAAGUACAUUCUCUUCUGACGAAUCUGACGAAGAAUUCGAUAAACCCAAGGACACUGUCGCGAAACCUGUUAUGCCCUUGAUCCCAUCAGUUGUCAAGCCAGAAGAAAAAGUUAUCAAAGAUAUACAACCUAUUUCAAAACCAGAGGACAAACCUAAAUCUCCACUUGACGUAACUAGACCUAUUCCAAGUACAUUCUCUUCUGACGAAUCUGACGAAGAAUUCGAUAAACCCAAGGACACUGUCGCGAAACCUGUUAUGCCCUUGAUCCCAUCAGUUGUCAAGCCAGAAGAAAAAGUUAUCAAAGAUAUACAACCUAUUUCAAAACCAGAGGAGAAACCUAAAUCUCCACUUGACGUAACUAGACCUGUUCCAAGUACAUUCUCUUCUGACGAAUCUGACGAAGAAUUCGAUAAACCCAAGGACACUGUCGCGAAACCUGUUAUGCCCUUGGUCCCAUCAGUUGUCAAGCCAGAAGAAAAAGUUAUCAAAGAUAUACAACCUAUUUCAAAACCAGAGGACAAAGCUAAAUCUCCACUUGGCGUAACUAGACCUAUUCCAAGUACAUUCUCUUCUGACGAAUCUGACGAAGAAUUCGAUAAACCCAAGGAAACUGUCGUGAAACCUGUUAUGCCCUUCAUGCCAUCAGUUGUCAAGCCAGAAGAAAAAGUUAUCAAAGAUAUACAACCUAUUUCAAAACCAGAAGACAAACCCAAAUCUCCACUUGACGUAACUGGACCUAUUCCAAGUACAUUCUCUUCUGACGAAUCUGACGAGGAAUUCGAUAAACACAAGGGCACUGCCGCGAAACCUGUUAUGCCCUUGAUCCCAUCAGUUGUCAAGCCAGAAGAAAAAGUUAUCAAAGAUAUACAACCUCUUUCAAAACCAGAGGACAAACCCAAAUCUCCACUUGACGUAACUAGACUUAUUCCAAGUACAUUCUCUUCUGACGAAUCUGACGAAGAAUUCGAUAAACCGAAGGUCACUGACGUGAAACCAGUUUCGCCCCUGAUUCCAUCAGUUGUUAAGCCAGAAGAAAAAGUUAUCAAAGAUAUACAACCUAUUUCAAAACCAGAGGACAAACCUAAAUCUCCACUUGACGUAACUAGACCUAUUCCAAGUACAUUCUCUUCUGACGAAUCUGACAAAGAAUUCGAUAAACCGAAGGUCACUGACGUGAAACCAGUUUCGCCCCUGAUUCCAUCAGUUGUUAGGCCAGAAGAAAAAGUUAUCAAAUAUAUACAACCUAUUUCAAAACCAGAGGACAAACCCAAAUCUCCACUUGACGUAACUACAACUAUUCCAAGUAAAUUCUCUUCUGACGAAUCUGACGAAGAAUUCAAUAAACACAAGGGCACUGCCGCGAAACCUGUUAUGCCCUUGAUCCCAUCAGUUGUCAAGCCAGAAGAAAAAGUUAUCAAAGAUAUACAACCUAUUUCAAAACCAGAGGACAAACCUAAAUCUCCACUUGACGUAACUAGACCUAUUCCAAGUACAUUCUCUUCGGACGAAUCUGACGAAGAAUUCGAUAAACCCAAGGACACUGCCGCGAAACCUGUUAUGCCCUUGAUCCCAUCAGUUGUCAAGCCAGAAGAAAAAGUUAUCAAAGAUAUACAACCUAUUUCAAAACCAGAGGACAAACCUAAAUCUCCACUUGACGUAACUAGACCUAUUCCAAGUACAUUCUCUUCUGACGAAUCUGAGGAAGAAUUCGAUAAACCGAAGGUCACUGACGUGAAACCAGUUUCGCCCCUGACUUCAUCAGUUGCCAAGCCAGAAGAAAAAGUUAUCACAAAUAUACAACCCAUUUCAAAACCAGAGGACAAACCCAAAUCCCCACUUGACGUAACUACAACUAUUCCAAGUAAAUUCUCUUCGGACGAAUCUGACGAAGAAUGCGAUAAACCCAAGGACACUGCCGCGAAACCUGUUAUGCCCUUGAUCCCAUCAGUUGUCAAGCCAGAAGAGAAAGUUAUCAAAGAUAUACAACCUAUUUCAAAACCAGAGGACAAACCUAAAUCUCCACUUGACGUAACUAGACAUAUUCCAAGUACAUUCUCUUCUGACGAAUCUGAGGAAGAAUUCGAUAAACCGAAGGUCACUGACGUCAAACCAGUUUCGCCCCUGAUUCCAUCAGUUGUCAAGCCAGAAGAGAAAGUUAUCAAAGAUAUACAACCUAUUUCAAAACCAGAGGACAAACCCAAAUCUCCACUUGACGUAACUAGACCUAUUCCAAGUACAUUCUCUUCUGACGAAUCUGACGAAGAAUUCGAUAAACCCAAGGACACUGCCGCGAAACCUGUUAUGCCCUUGAUCCCAUCAGUUGUCAAGACAGAGGAAACAGUUAUCAAAGAUAUACAACCUAUUUCAAAACCAGAGGACAAACCUAAAUCUCCACUUGACGUAACUAGACCUAUUCGAAGUACAUUCUUUUCUGACGAAUCUGACGAAGAAUUCGAAAAACCGAAGGUCACUGACGUGAAACCAGUUUCGCCCCUGAUUCCAUCAGUUGCCAAGCCAGAAGAGAAAGUUAUCAAAGAUAUGCAACCUAUUUCAAAACCAGAGGACAAACCUAAAUUUCCACUUGACGUAACUACAACUAUUCGAAGUACAUUCUCUUCUGACGAAUCUGACGAAGAAUUCGAUAAACCGAAGGUCACUGACGUGAAACCAGUUUCGCCCCUGAUUCCAUCAGUUGUCAAGCCAGAAGAAAAAGUUAUCAAAGAUAUACAACCUAUUUCAAAACCAGAGGACAAACCCAAAUCUCCACUUGACGUAACUAGACCUAUUCCAAGUACAUUCUCUUCUGACGAAGAAUUCGAUAAUCCGAAGGUCACUGACGUGAAACCAGUUUCGGCCCUGAUUCCAUCAGUUGCCAAGCCAGAAGAGAAAGUUAUCAAAGAUAUGCAACCUAUUUCAAAACCAGAGGACAAACCUAAAUCUCCACUUGACGUAACUAGACCUAUUCCAAGUACAUUCUUUUCUGACGAAUCUGACGAAGAAUUCGAAAAACCCAAGGACACUGCCGUGAAACCUGUUAUGCCCUUGAUCCCAUCAGUUGUCAAGCCAGAAGAAAAAGUUAUCAAAGAUAUACAACCUAUUUCAAAACCAGAGGACAAACCUAAAUCUCCACUUGACGUAACUAGACCUAUUCGAAGUACAUUCUCUUCUGACGAAUCUGACGAAGAAUUCGAUAAACCGAAGGUCACUGACGUGAAACCAGUUUCGCCCCUGAUCCCAUCAGUUGUCAAGCCAGAAGAAAAAGUUAUCAAAGAUAUACAACCUAUUUCAAAACCAGAGGACAAACCUAAAUCUCCACUUGACGUAACUAGACCUAUUCCAAGUACAUUCUCUUCGGACGAAUCUGACGAAGAAUUCGAUAAACCCAAGGACACUGCCGCGAAACCUGUUAUGCCCUUGAUCCCAUCAGUUGUCAAGCCAGAAGAAAAAGUUAUCAAAGAUAUACAACCUAUUUCAAAACUAGAGGACAAACCUAAAUCUCCACUUGACGUAACUAGACCUAUUCCAAGUACAUUCUUUUCUGACGAAUCUGACGAAGAAUUCGAAAAACCGAAGGUCACUGACGUGAAACCAGUUUCGCCCCUGAUUCCAUCGGUUGCCAAGCCAGAAGAAAAAGUUAUCAAAGAUAUACAACCUAUUUCAAAACCAGAGGACAAACCUAAAUCUCCACUUGAAGUAACUAGACCUAUUCCAAGUACAUUCUCUUCUGACGAAUCUGAGGAAGAAUUCGAUAAACCGAAGGUCACUGACGUCAAACCAGUUUCGCCCCUGAUUCCAUCAGUUGCCAAGCCAGAAGAGAAAGUUAUCAAAGAUAUACAACCUAUUUCAAAACCAGAGGACAAAGCUAAAUCUCCACUUGACGUAACUAGACCUAUUCCAAGUACAUUCUCUUCUGACGAAGAAUUCGAUAAACCCAAGGACACUGCCGCGAAACCUGUUAUGCCCUUGAUCCCAUCAGUUGUCAAGCCAGAAGAAAAAGUUAUCAAAGAUAUACAACCUAUUUCAAAACCAGAGGACAAACCUAAAUCUCCACUUGACGUAACUAGACCUAUUCCAAGUACAUUCUCUUCUGACGAAUCUGACGAAGAAUUCGAUAAACCGAAGGUCACUGACGUGAAACCAGUUUCGCCCCUGAUUCCAUCGGUUGCCAAGCCAGAAGAAAAAGUUAGCAAAGAUAUACAACCUAUUUCAAAACCAGAGGACAAACCUAAAUCUCAACUUGACGUUACUAGACCUAUUCCAAGUACAUUCUCUUCUGACGAAUCUGACGAAGAAUUCGAUAAACCCAAGGACACUGCCGCGAAACCUGUUAUGCCCUUGAUCCCAUCAGUUGUCAAGCCAGAAGAAAAAGUUAUCAAAGAUAUACAACUUAUUUCAAAACCAGAGGACAAACCUAAAUCUCCACUUGACGUAACUAGACCUAUUCGAAGUACAUUCUCUUCUGACGAAUCUGACGAAGAAUUUGAUAAACCCAAGGACACUGCCGUGAAACCUGUUAUGCCCUUGAUCCCAUCAGUUGUCAAGCCAGAAGAAAAAGUUAUCAAAGAUAUACAACCUAUUUCAAAACCAGAGGACAAACCUAAAUCUCCACUUGACGUAACUAGACCUAUUCGAAGUACAUUCUCUUCUGACGAAUCUGACGAAGAAUUCGAUAAACCGAAGGUCACUGACGUGAAACCAGUUUCGCCCCUGAUUCCAUCAGUUGUCAAGCCAGAAGAAAAAGUUAUCAAAGAUAUACAACCUAUUUCAAAACCAGAGGACAAACCCAAAUCUCCACUUGACGUAACUAGACCUAUUCCAAGUACAUUCUCUUCUGACGAAGAAUUCGAUAAUCCGAAGGUCACUGACGUGAAACCAGUUUCGGCCCUGAUUCCAUCAGUUGCCAAGCCAGAAGAGAAAGUUAUCAAAGAUAUGCAACCUAUUUCAAAACCAGAGGACAAACCUAAAUCUCCACUUGACGUAACUAGACCUAUUCCAAGUACAUUCUCUUCUGACGAAUCUGACGAAGAAUUCGAUAAACCCAAGGACACUGCCGCGAAACCUGUUAUGCCCCUGAUCCCAUCAGUUGUCAAGCCAGAAGAAAAAGUUAUCAAAGACAUACAACCUAUUUCAAAACCAGAGGACAAACCUAAAUCUCCACUUGACGUAACUAGACCUAUUCCAAGUACAUUCUCUUCUGACGAGUUUGAGGAAGAAUUCGAGAAACCGAAGGUCACUGACGUGAAACCAGUUUCACCCCUGAUUCCAUCAGUUGCCAAGCCAGAAGAGAAAGUUAUCAAAGAUAUGCAACCUAUUUCAAAACCAGAGGACAAACCUAAAUCUCCACUUGACGUAACUAGACCUAUUCCAAGUACAUUCUCUUCUGACGAAUCUGACGAAGAAUUCGAUAAUCCGAAGGUCACUGACGUGAAACCAGUUUCGGCCCUGAUUCCAUCAGUUGCCAAGCCAGAAGAGAAAGUUAUCAAAGAUAUGCAACCUAUUUCAAAACCAGAGGACAAACCCAAAUCUCCACUUGACGUAACUAGACCUAUUCCAAGUACAUUCUCUUCUGACGAAUCUGACGAAGAAUUCGAUAAACCCAAGGACACUGCCGCGAAACCUGUUAUGCCCUUGAUCCCACCAGUUGUCAAGCCAGAAGAAAAAGAUAUCAAAGAUAUACAACCUAUUUCAAAACCAGAGGACAAACCUAAAUCUCCACUUGACAUAACUAGACCUAUUCCAAGUACAUUCUCUUCUGACGAAUCUGAGAAAGAAUUCGAUAAACCGAAGGUCACUGACGUGAAACCAGUUUCGCCCCUGAUUCCAUCAGUUGCCAAGCCAGAAGAGAAAGUUAUCAAAGAUAUACAACCUAUUUCAAAACCAGAGGACAAACCUAAAUCUCCACUUGAUGUAACUAGACCUAUUCCAAGUACAUUCUCUUCUGACGAAUCUGCGGAAGAAUUCGAUAAACCCAAAUACACUGCCGCGAAACCUGUUAUGCCCUUGAUCCCAUUAGUUCUCAAGCCAGAAGAAAAAGUUAUCAAAGAUAUGCAACCUAUUUCAAAACCAGAGGACAAAGCUAAAUCUCCACUUGACGUAACUAGACCUAUUCCAAGUACAUUCUCUUCUGACGAAUCUGCCGAAGAAUUCGAUAAACCCAAGGACACUGCCGCGAAACCUGUUAUGCCCUUGAUCCCAUCAGUUGUCAAGCCAGAAGAAAAAGUUAUCAAAGAUAUACAACCUAUUUCAAAACCAGAGGACAAACCUAAAUCUCCACUUGACGUAACUAGACCCAUUCCAAGUGCAUUCUCUUCUGACGAAUCUGCGGAAGAAUUCGAUAAACCGAAAGUCACUGACGUGAAACCAGUUUCGCCCCUGAUUCCAUCAGUUGCCAAGCCAGAAGAGAAAGUUAUCAAAGAUAUGCAACCUAUUUCAAAACCAGAGGACAAACCCAAAUCUCCACUUGACGUAACUAGACCUUUUCCAAGUACAUUCUCUUCUGACGAAUCUGAGGAAGAAUUCGAUAAACCGAAGGUCACUGACGUGAAACCAGUUUCUGCCCUGAUUCCAUCAGUUGCCAAGCCAGAAGAGAAAGUUAUCAAAGAUAUGCAACCUAUUUCAAAACCAGAGGACAAACCUAAAUCUCAACUUGACGUUACUAGCCCUAUUCCAAGUACAUUCUCUUCUGACGAAUCUGACGGAGAAUUCGAUAAACCGAAGGUCACUGACGUGAAACCAGUUUCGGACCUGAUUCCAUCAUUUGCCAAGCCAGAAGAGAAAGUUAUCAAAGAUAUGCAACCUAUUUCAAAACCAGAGGACAAACCCAAAUCUCCACUUGACGUAACUAGACUUAUUCCAAGUACAUUCUCUUCUGACGAAUCUGACGAAGAAUUCGAUAAACCCAAGGACACUGCCGCGAAAUCUGUUAUGCCCUGGAUCCCAUCAGUUGUCAAGCCAGAAGAAAAAGUUAUCAAAGAUAUACAACCUAUUUCAAAACCAGAGGACAAACCUAAUUCUCCACUUGACGUAACUAGACCUAUUUCAAGUACAUUCUCUUCUGACGAAUCUGAGGAAGAAUUCCAUAAACCGAAAGUCACUGACGUGAAACCAGUUUCGCCCCUGAUUCCAUCAGUUGCCAAGCCAGAAGAGAAAGUUAUCAAAGAUAUGCAACCUAUUUCAAAACCAGAGGACAAACCUAAAUCUCCACUUGACGUAACUAGACCUAUUCCAAGUACAUUCUCCUCUGACGAAUCUGACGAAGAAUUCGAUAAACCCAAGGACACUGCCGCGAAACCUGUUAUGCCCUUGAUCCCAUCAGUUGUCAAGCCAGAAGAAAAAGUUAUCAAAGAUAUACAACCUAUUUCAAAACCAGAGGACAAACCUAAAUCUCCACUUGAAGUAACUAGACCUAUUCCAAGUACAUUCUCUUCUGACGAAUCUGAGGAAGAAUUCGAUAAACCGAAGGUCACUGACGUGAAACCAGUUUCGCCCCUGAUUCCAUCAGUUGCCAAGCCAGAAGAGAAAGUUAUCAAAGAUAUACAACCUAUUUCAAAACCAGAGGACAAACCUAAAUCUCCACUUGACGUAACUAGACCUAUUCCAAGUACAUUCUCUUCUGACGAAGAAUUCGAUAAACCCAAGGACACUGCCGCGAAACCUGUUAUGCCCUUGAUCCCAUCAGUUGUCAAGCCAGAAGAAAAAGUUAUCAAAGAUGUACAACCUAUUUCAAAACCAGAGGACAAACCUAAAUUUCCACUUGACGUAACUAGACCUAUUCCAAGUACAUUCUCUUCUGACGAAUCUGACGAAGAAUUCGAUAAACCGAAGGUCACUGACGUGAAACCAGUUUCGGACCUGAUUCCAUCAUUUGCCAAGCCAGAAGAGAAAGUUAUCAAAGAUAUGCAACCUAUUUCAAAACCAGAGGACAAACCCAAAUCUCCACUUGACGUAACUAGACCUAUUCCAAGUACAUUCUCUUCUGACGAAUCUGACGAAGAAUUCGAUAAACCCAAGGACACUGCCGCGAAAUCUGUUAUGCCCUGGAUCCCAUCAGUUGUCAAGCCAGAAGAAAAAGUUAUCAAAGAUAUACAACCUAUUUCAAAACCAGAGGACAAACCUAAUUCUCCACUUGACGUAACUAGACCUAUUUCAAGUACAUUCUCUUCUGACGAAUCUGAGGAAGAAUUCGAUAAACCGAAAGUCACUGACGUGAAACCAGUUUCGCCCCUGAUUCCAUCAGUUGCCAAGCCAGAAGAGAAAGUUAUCAAAGAUAUGCAACCUAUUUCAAAACCAGAGGACAAACCUAAAUCUCCACUUGACGUAACUAGACCUAUUCCAAGUACAUUCUCCUCUGACGAAUCUGACGAAGAAUUCGAUAAACCCAAGGACACUGCCGCGAAACCUGUUAUGCCCUUGAUCCCAUCAGUUGUCAAGCCAGAAGAAAAAGUUAUCAAAGAUAUACAACCUAUUUCAAAACCAGAGGAGAAACCUAAAUCUCCACUUGACGUAACUAGACCUAUUCCAAGUACAUUCUCCUCUGACGAAUCUGACGAAGAAUUCGAUAAACCCAAGGACACUGCCGUGAAACCUGUUAUGCCCUUGAUCCCAUCAGUUGUCAAGCCAGAAGAAAAAGUUAUCAAAAAUAUACAACCUAUUUCAAAACCAGAGGACAAACCUAAAUUUCCACUUGACGUAACUAGACCUAUUCCAAGUGCAUUCUCUUCUGACGAAGAAUUCGAUAAACCGAUGGUCACUGACGCGAAACCUGUUAUGCCCUUGAUCCCAUCAGUUGUCAAGCCAGAAGAAAAAGUUAUCAAAGAUAUACAACCUAUUUCAAAACCAGAGGACAAACCUAAAUCUCCACUUGACGUAACUAGACCUAUUCCAAGUACAUUCUCUUCUGACGAAUCUGAGGAAGAAUUCGAUAAACCGAAGGUCACUGACGUGAAACCAGUUUCGCCCCUGAUUCCAUCAGUUGUCAAGCCAGAAGAAAAAGUUAUCAAAGAUAUGCAACCUAUUUCAAAACCAGAGGACAAACCCAAAUCUCCACUUGACGUAACUAGACCUAUUCCAAGUACAUUCUCUUCUGACGAAUCUGAGGAAGAAUUCGAUAAACCGAAGGUCACUGACGUGAAACCAGUUUCGCCCCUGAUUCCAUCAGUUGUCAAGCCAGAAGAAAAAGUUAUCAAAGAUAUACAACCUAUUUCAAAACCAGAGGACAAACCCAAAUCUCCACUUGACGUAACUAGACCUAUUCCAAGUACAUUCUCUUCUGACGAAUCUGACGAAGAAUUCGAUAAUCCGAAGGUCACUGACGUGAAACCAGUUUCGCCCCUGAUUCCAUCAGUUGCCAAGCACGAAGAGAAAGUUAUCAAAGAUAUGCACCCUAUUUCAAAACCAGAGGACAAACCUAAAUCUCCACUUGACGUAACUAGACCUAUUCCAAGUACAUUCUCUUCUGACGAAUCUGACGAAGAAUUUGAUAAACCCAAGGACACUGACGUGAAACCAGUUUGGCCCCUGAUUCCAUCAGUUGCUAAGCCAGAAGAGAAAGUUAUCAAAGAUAUGCAACCUACUUCAAAACCAGAGGACAAACCCAAAUCUCCACAUGACGUAACUAGACCUAUUCCAAGUACAUUCUCUUCUGACGAAUCUGAGGAAGAAUUCGAUAAACCGAAGGUCACUGACGUGAAAAUAGUUUCUUCCCUGAUUCCAUCAGUUGCCAAGCCAGAAGAGAAAGUUAUCAAAGAUAUGCAACCUAUUUCAAAACCAGAGGACAAACCUAAGCCUACACUUGACGUUACUAGACCUAUUCCAAGUACAUUCUCUUCUGACGAAUCUGACGAAGAAUUCGAUAAACCGAAGGUCACUGACGUGAAACCAGUUUCGGACCUGAGUCCAUCAGUUGCCAAGCCAGAAGAGAAAGCUGUCAAAGAUAUGCAACCUAUUUCAAAACCAGAGGACAAACCCAAAUCUCCACUUGACGUAACUAGACCUAUUCCAAGUACAUUCUCUUCUGACGAAUCUGACGAAGAAUUCGAUAAACCCAAGGACACUGCCGCGAAAUCUGUUAUGCCCUGGAUCCCAUCAGUUGUGAAGCCAGAAGAAAAAGUUAUCAAAGAUAUACAACCUAUUUCAAAACCAGAGGACAAACCUAAUUCUCCACUUGACGUAACUAGACCUAUUUCAAGUACAUUCUCCUCUGACGAAUCUGACGAAGAAUUCGAUAAACAGAAAGUCACUGACGUGAAACCAGUUUCGCCCCUGAUUCCAUCAGUUGCCAAGCCAGAAGAGAAAGUUAUCAAAGAUAUACAACCUAUUUCAAAACCAGAGGACAAACCUAAAUCUCCACUUGACGUAACUAGACCUAUUCCAAGUACAUUCUCUUCUGACGAAUCUGAGGAAGAAUUCGAUAAACCGAAGGUCACUGACGUGAAACCAGUUUCGGCCCUGAUUCCAUCAGUUGCCAAGCCAGAAGAGAAAGUUAUCAAAGAUAUGCAACCUAUUUCAAAACCAGAGGACAAACCUAAAUCUCCACUUGACGUAACUAGACCUAUUCGAAGUACAUUCUCUUCUGACGAAUCUGACGAAGAAUUCGAUAAACCCAAGGACACUGCCGCGAAACCUGUUAUGCCCUUGAUCCCAUCAGUUGUCAAGCCUGAAGAAAACGUUAUCAAAGAUAUACAACCUAUUUCAAAACCAGAAGACAAACCCAAAUCUCCACUUGACGUAACUAGACCUAUUCCAAGUACAUUCUCUUCUGACGAAUCUGACGAAGAAUUCGAUAAACCGAAGGUCACUGACGUGAAACCAGUUUCGCCCCUGAUUCCAUCAGUUGCCAAGCCAGAAGAAAAAGUUAUCAAAGAUAUACAACCUAUUUCAAAACCAGAGGACAAACCUAAAUCUUCACUUGACGUAACUAGACCUAUUCCAAGUACAUUCUCUUCUGACGAAUCUGACGAAGAAUUCGAUAAACCCAAGGACACUGCCGCGAAACCUGUUAUGCCCUUGAUCCCAUCAGUUGUCAAGGCAGAAGAAGAAGUUAUCAAAGAUAUACAACCUAUUUCAAAACCAGAGGACAAACCUAAAUCUCCACUUGACGUAACUAGACCUAUUCCAAGUACAUUCUCUUCUGACGAAUCUGAGGAAGAAUUCGAUAAACCGAAGGUCACUGACGUGAAACCAGUUUCGCCCCUGAUUCCAUCAGUUGUCAAGCCAGAAGGAAAAGUUAUCAAAGAUAUACAACCUAUUUCAAAACCAGAGGACAAACCCAAAUCUCCACUUGACGUAGCUAGACCUAUUCCAAGUACAUUCUCUUCUGACGAAUCUGAGGAAGAGUUCGAGAAACCCAAGGACACUGCCGCGAAACCUGUUAUGCCCUUGAUCCCAUCAGUUGUCAAGCCUGAAGAAAACGUUAUCAAAGAUAUACAACCUAUUUCAAAACCAGAAGACAAACCCAAAUCUCCACUUGACGUAACUAGACCUAUUCCAAGUACAUUCUCUUCUGACGAAUCUGAGGAAGAAUUCGAUAAACCGAAGGUCACUGACGUCAAACCAGUUUCGCCCCUGAUUCCAUCAGUUGCCAAGCCAGAAGAGAAAGUUUUCAAAGAUAUACAACCUAUUUCAAAACCAGAGGACAAACCUAAAUCUCCACUUGACGUAACUAGACCUAUUCCAAGUACAGUCUCUUCUGACGAAUCUGACGAAGAAUUCGAUAAACCCAAGGACACUGCCGCGAAACCUGUUAUGCCCUUGAUCCCAUCAGUUGUCAAGCCUGAAGAAAACGUUAUCAAAGAUAUACAACCUAUUUCAAAACCAGAAGACAAACCCAAAUCUCCACUUGACGUAACUAGACCUAUUCCAAGUACAUUCUCUUCUGACGAAUCUGAGGAAGAAUUCGAUAAACCGAAGGUCACUGACGUGAAACCAGUUUCGCCCCUGAUUCCAUCAGUUGCCAAGCCAGAAGAAAAAGUUAUCAAAGAUAUACAACCUAUUUCAAAACCAGAGGACAAACCCAAAUCUCCACUUGACGUAACUAGACCUGUUCCAAGUACAUUCUCUUCUGACGAAUCUGACGAAGAAUUCGAUAAACCCAAGGACACUGCCGCGAAAUCUGUUAUGCCCUGGAUCCCAUCAGUUGUGAAGCCAGAAGAAAAAGUUAUCAAAGAUAUACAACCUAUUUCAAAACCAGAGGACAAACCUAAUUCUCCACUUGACGUAACUAGACCUAUUUCAAGUACAUUCUCCUCUGACGAAUCUGACGAAGAAUUCGAUAAACCGAAAGUCACUGACGUGAAACCAGUUUCGCCCCUGAUUCCAUCAGUUGCCAAGCCAGAAGAGAAAGUUAUCAAAGAUAUACAACCUAUUUCAAAACCAGAGGACAAACCUAAAUCUCCACUUGACGUAACUAGACCUAUUCCAAGUACAUUCUCUUCUGACGAAUCUGAGGAAGAAUUCGAUAAACCGAAGGUCACUGACGUGAAACCAGUUUCGGCCCUGAUUCCAUCAGUUGCCAAGCCAGAAGAGAAAGUUAUCAAAGAUAUGCAACCUAUUUCAAAACCAGAGGACAAACCUAAAUCUCCACUUGACGAAACUAGACCUAUUCGAAGUACAUUCUCUUCUGACGAAUCUGACGAAGAAUUCGAUAAACCCAAGGACACUGCCGCGAAACCUGUUAUGCCCUUGAUCCCAUCAGUUGUCAAGCCUGAAGAAAACGUUAUCAAAGAUAUACAACCUAUUUCAAAACCAGAAGACAAACCCAAAUCUCCACUUGACGUAACUAGACCUAUUCCAAGUACAUUCUCUUCUGACGAAUCUGAGGAAGAAUUCGAUAAACCGAAGGUCACUGACGUGAAACCAGUUUCGCCCCUGAUUCCAUCAGUUGCCAAGCCAGAAGAGAUAGUUAUCAAAGAUAUGCAACCUAUUUCAAAACCAGAGGACAAACCCAAAUCUUCACUUGACGUAACUAGACCUAUUCUAAGUACAUUCUCGUCUGACGAAUCUGACGAAGAAUUCCAUAAACCCAAGGACACUGCCGCGAAACCUGUUGUGCCCUUGAUCCCAUCAGUUGUCAAGCCAGAAGAAAAAGUUAUCAAAGAUAUACAACCUAUUUCAAAACCAGAGGACAAACCUAAAUCUCCACUUGACGUAACUAGACCUAUUCCAAGUGCAUUCUCUUCUGACGAAUCUGACGAAGAAUUCGAUAAACCGAAGGUCACUGACGUGAAACCAGUUUCGCCCCUGAUUCCAUCAGUUGCCAAGCCAGAAGAGAGAGUUAUCAAAAAUAUGCAACCUAUUUCAAAACCAGAGGACAAACCCAAAUCUCCACUUGACGUAACUACACUUAUUCCAAGUACAUUCUCUUCUGACGAAUCUGACGAAGAAUUCCAUAAACCCAAGGACACUGCCGCGAAACCUGUUGUGCCCUUGCUCCCAUCAGUUGUCAAGCCAGAGGAAAAAGUUAUCAAAGAUAUACAACCUAUUUCAAAACCAGAGGACAAACCUAAAUCUCCACUUGAUAAUUCGAUAAACCCAAGGACACUGCCGCGAAACCUGUUAUGCCCUUGA
Anastrepha ludens (Mexican fruit fly) is the source of this 28683-nucleotide messenger RNA. RefSeq names its product titin-like. Bases 1 to 28683 code for a protein of 9560 amino acids. Lineage: Eukaryota; Metazoa; Arthropoda; Insecta; Diptera; Tephritidae. Gene Ontology annotation, molecular function: protein binding. Gene Ontology annotation, biological process: signal transduction. The record is from RefSeq and is a predicted model, not a curated record. The transcript has 11 exons.